UUUUGCUUUUUUCUUGCUGCCGUUGUUGCUAUUGUUGUUGUUGCACAAAGAACUUAACUUACACAUAAGUGUUACCGCUUUAAAAUCAAUUUAGUCUAAAGUAAAGCAAAAUGUUCUUUAAGCUAUGGCUCCUGAUAUUGCUCUCUAUUUGCGGAAUAUUGGAUAAGUUCAUUUACGCAGCACCAGCCCCCGCUGGGGAUGCCAGGUCCAGUGAUUUGACCACAGCGGAAACAUCAGCUAAGCUGCUAAAUCUGGGUAGUCUCUUUGGACAGAGUGGCUAUCCCAAUACUGGCUAUAGACCGGGCUAUUACCCCACUUCGGGGUAUUACCCCAGUUCGGGUUAUUACCCCACUUCGGGGUAUUACCCCAGCUCGGGCUACUACCCCAGUUCGGGAUAUUAUCCCAGUUCAGGUUACUAUCCCACUUCCGGCUACACUCCCAGCACUGGUUACUAUCCCAGCACAGGAGGAGGAAGUUAUUACCCAACAACGAAUAUCCUAGGAUCUAGUGGAUAUGGCGGCUAUGGCGGCUAUGGAGUUCGCCAGACUUACGGUUAACUGUGCAACAUAAAUGCCACAUAAAACCACACAGACCAAGUUUAGCACUCCAGCACCCUCACCAACAGCAACAACAUCAUCCACAAAAGCAGCUGCAAGUACCACAACAACAAGAAUAAGAGCAUCUGCUCAAAACACUGCGUUUUAUUUUGAACGACGACGUCGAGAUGUCUUGAUCUACCGCCCAAAACUUUGGAAAGAGCAGCCAACUGCUGCAAUUCGAACUUAAACCACAAUGCUAUGCAAAAUACGGUCCACAUCGUGUUCAAAACAGAAGCUGUUGGCUCACUGUGUGACGAACUCGGCAAAUACUUUAGUACUCGUAAAUGUUCGCUUCCACUAUAUGUAUUAAGUAAAAUCUUGGGUUUUCGUUUACCACAUUUCUUAGUAUGCAAGCAAAUGUGCAACCAUAAGCACAAAAUGCACUGAAGUGUGUUUUAAAAUCGGACUUAAACCUCUGCAAGCUGCGUGCAUUAAAACCUCUGCCUUAGCUGGAGGCUAUACAUAUGUCUUUCGUGAUAAGAUUUUAGAGUUUAUUAUGGCUAUAAAAUAAACAAAUGACAACAUUGUAA
Molecule: messenger RNA, 1129 nt
Organism: Scaptodrosophila lebanonensis
Lineage: Eukaryota; Metazoa; Arthropoda; Insecta; Diptera; Drosophilidae
Product: prisilkin-39
Exons: 4
Coding region: 111-557 (148 amino acids)
Source: RefSeq, a predicted model, not a curated record